UAAAAUUAUUCAAAGGCCUCAAUAAUCAAAAUUCGAAAUUAAAAAAUAUAUCUGAAACUAUGUCCUUGCAUUUUAGUGCCCAGCAGUUCGAGGACCGUUUCCGGGGUCGGCGCCUCAGCAACUGGGAGUACCCGCGCUUCGCCCCACCGCGUCCCCGCACUAUACGGGCCAAGGUCAAGAUCCUAGCCGGCCAGGACGGCCACCUACUGCCCGGCGUUAGGAGGGAGGGCAACUCCUUUGGGCAUUAUCGGGGCACGUACGAGCUGCCACUGAAGAUAACCCGGAAGUUCUGCGAGCACUACGAUGCCUGCCUGAGCGGACGGUACAAGUUCCGGGACUAUCCGCGGGAUCUGUGCAGCUGCCAGUGGGAGAACCAGCGGGCACUGGCCUGCGACAAGCGCCGGACGCUCGGCGAGAAGGGCGACCCGCGCUGGGAGCGCCAGCAGUGCCAGACCAAGUGCGAGGGCCUCCACCAGCUGACGCAGCUCUACAACCGGAGUCAGCGCUGUAAACGGGCCAGGUGCAAAGACGAGAUCGAACGCACUGUCCCCGUGCCGCUCAAGGCCAAGGUGGCCCAAGUAUCGACCGACCAGAGACGCCGCCGGAAGCGGACCAUCACCGCCUUCCCCAAGCCCCGGGCCACCCUGUACGCCAAUGAGUCGGUCGCCUCCUAUGACCAGCGCACCCACAAGUCCGACAAGGACAAGAUCCCCGCCGUAGUUGCUCCGGCCUCGGGCAAGUCCAAAGAGAAGGAGAAGGGCAGGUCCAAGGACUCCAAGUCAUCCACCAGAAGCGACAAGGAUAAGACCAAGACCACCAAGAAAUCCUCCAAAACACGGCACACCUGA
This is a messenger RNA of Drosophila bipectinata, 848 nucleotides long. RefSeq names its product protein Flattop homolog. The record is from RefSeq and is a predicted model, not a curated record. Gene Ontology annotation, biological process: cilium organization. Gene Ontology annotation, cellular component: ciliary basal body. NCBI's taxonomy places the organism in Eukaryota, Metazoa, Arthropoda, Insecta, Diptera, Drosophilidae.